Molecule: messenger RNA, 3306 nt
Organism: Prionailurus viverrinus (fishing cat)
Lineage: Eukaryota; Metazoa; Chordata; Mammalia; Carnivora; Felidae
Product: histone H2A type 1-C
Exons: 1
Coding region: 45-437 (130 amino acids)
Cellular component (GO): nucleosome
Molecular function (GO): protein heterodimerization activity; DNA binding; structural constituent of chromatin
Source: RefSeq, a predicted model, not a curated record
GGCAAGUGAUUAGUUCUCUUGUCUUGGGAUUUUCGUUGCUUACGAUGUCUGGACGUGGCAAGCAGGGAGGGAAGGCUCGCGCCAAGGCGAAGUCUCGCUCCUCUCGCGCCGGGCUGCAGUUCCCGGUGGGCCGCGUGCACCGCCUGCUCCGCAAGGGCAACUACGCCGAGCGGGUGGGGGCCGGCGCGCCGGUGUACCUGGCGGCCGUGCUCGAGUACCUGACGGCCGAGAUCCUGGAGCUGGCGGGCAACGCGGCCCGCGACAACAAGAAGACGCGCAUCAUCCCGCGCCACCUGCAGCUGGCCAUCCGCAACGACGAGGAGCUCAACAAGCUGCUGGGACGCGUGACCAUCGCGCAGGGCGGCGUCCUGCCCAACAUCCAGGCCGUGCUGCUGCCCAAGAAGACUGAGAGCCACCACAAGGCCAAGGGCAAGUGAUCUGGCAGUCCUCUGAGUUUCCGGAAGCGCUUUCAUACCCAAAGGCUCUUUUCAGAGCCCCCCACCACUUCAAAGGAAGAGCUAAUACCACUCUUUAGGUUAAGGCGGGGAAGUCGAUAAAGGUAAGUUGAUUUUAGCCCAAGCCAGGAUAGUGCGGUUCCUCGGCUUUUGAAAAAAAGUGUCCAGGUGUUAAAAUCGCCCGGUCCUUCUAGGUAACGGCAAGCCGAGUGUCCGACAACUGCUUGUACUUCCUGACUUCACGAAUCUAGGCACCUCGGAUAGUAAUGCCUAACUUAAAACUCGGCUAACGGCGCAGCUCCGCAUGAUUUCUUAAGCUGUCUUGCAAAGUUGCUCGGAUGUCCUUGAAGGUAAACUUAACCGAGUAACACGCUAACUCCCUGGCCAGUCUCGUAGGUGCCUCGUCUUGGGCUGCGAGCAACCCGUCUUCACUAAUCUAUAAAGGAGUUAGCCUCUGCUCCUGUAAGUUUUCAAAGUAUUAUCUGAAACUUCAAGUAUGGGAAAGGGUCUCUGAAAAGUGGCUUUCCCCGAACAGGAUAGUUCACAAUACUGACUGAAUCCACAUUCGAAUUGAGGCUUCUCCUGUUUACAAGUCAAUUGGCUUUGGCACCAGUUUCUAAGUCCUGGUUCUCGGUCUUGUCAUCCAUAAACUGGUGGAAAAUUUGGUGUUUUCAUUAGACCUUUCUGCCAAUCAACGCAUUUAGAGCCCCUAACCUAGAGCAGUGCUGGACUUUCAACCAACUGCAAUAACACUUUAUUUCAAGAGGCUCAAAUGCCUAGAUUCCUAAGGCAGCCUGAAAAAAAGGUAGAAUCGGGCCACAGGCCUCUCCAAAGCAGUUGCUACUAAGGAUCUAGUCAUUUAGCUGCUCCCAACACCAAAAGCUGCAAUCUGGGACCGUGCAAAACUUCCUGCAAUCUUAUUUUCCAGGAUUGAGUCUCCAAGUGAUUCUUUGGGGUGACUGGGUUAAUGCUCUGGAAAGUUCUUAGGCAGGAAGGGUGAGUGGGCCACGGGUUGCCCACGCCCCUGCACUCGGAGACUGGCGGCCCAAGGAGAAACAGCCUCUUGCACACGCUCUGGGAGCUCCCACUGAAGCAUUUCAGGUGGCAGUGUUGGGAGCAUUCAUAUCGGAAUAUGCACGGGGAGGAGAGGGGAGAUCGUCUAAACAGAAGCUGGUUCCCCGUGGACAUGCCUCCUACUUUCUAAAUGGUGACGCUUCUGGAAUGGUCUGGAAGCAGCCUCCACCCUCCCAGCCUUCCUCCUCCUCCACUCCCACCCACCUCCCUCCUUCCCCGAGUCCCGCCUCCCACUCCCCCAGCCUGAUAGUCACCCUGGAAAAAAGGGGCUAGGGUGUCUGGGAGUUUGGUGAAGACAAAGGGGCAGAACAAGUGAGCGCCUUGAUUCUAACACGUUAGAGUUUUCUGAGUUUUAAGGAUUCUAAGGGGUAGGCGGGCUGAGACUGCACACGGGGAGGUUCCAGCCUGGCAGCGGUCCAGACUGGGGUCCGCCCAGAGGACCAGGUUCUUUGCACCCAGAAUUUCUUGUAUGCUGGAGAACUUGGAUCCUUAGGUCCGAAUUGCUUUAUAUGAGCCUAGCAAUGCUCUUCAUGAACUUUCCAGGUUGGUUUUGAGCCCAGCUCCAGCACUGACCAGGUGGGUGACCUUGGGCUUCGUGGUCAAUUCCCCCCUGCCUCCAUUUCUUCCUGUUCACCUUCGCUCACCUAGUGGUAAAACAAGUAGGCUCAGCAGUGUGGGUUCUGAAACUAGAACACAGGCACUCAAGGGCAACAGCUGACACUAAGCACUUUACCGUGUCAGGCGUAGUCCUACCUGCUUCCAGAAAAUUCAUUUAAGCCAACAAUCUACAGGUAAGUGCUAUCACUCUCCAGACUUGAAAGCCUAGGUAACAGGAACAGAACAUAGACUUAGACCUUGUCUAAGUCCCAAGGUCAGGAAGCCAAUACUUUAACUGCUGGCUGUUCUGCUGUAAGCACAGCUCCCUUAAUAGGUGAUUGUCGGAAUAAUGAAACCGGUAAAAACUCAAUACAUAAUGGCUUAACUUUGUCCAUGUACCCGACUGUCACCAGUUGUAUCCUCAGCUGUGAAGAAUUCAAGGGAAAGAGGAGAGGUGUUCUCCCUGGAAUCUACACAAACGGAGGAAGGUCACCCAUGGUAUUAGCACUGCAAACCCAGAGGAAAAGCCCCUAGACUUGAAACAAGGGGAAAAAUCAGGAGGUGGUUCGGUAAAGAGUUACAGGACUUGAUACACUAAUUUCUUGUGAAUGAAGAAGGAGUUAGUAAAGAUAUGAUUUUGAAUUCUCCCCUCUGGGCUUCAGUAACAAAACUCUGUAUUGUUUGGUUAACGAUACAUUGUGUUAAUUUUAUUUGUUUCCUCUUCAGCAAGACCUCCUUAAAGUCAAAGACCCCAUCUUGUUAAAUUAGCAGUCAGCAUAGACCCUUGCAUAAGAUAAACACUUGAAAAUUGGGCAGUGUGUAAAUGUUGAGCAGAGUCAGUGGCUGGGCCAUCAGGAAGCACUUUGUUCUAGAGGGUCUGCUUAUCUCCAGAGGAGAGGAGACUAACAGGUUGCUAAUAACAUCUCUUUGCAGUAGAAAAUCCCUUCUGAAAAACUAGUUUGCAUUGGCAUCUUAUUUGGGGAGCUUCAGAGAAGCACAGAAGGUGCCAAGUGACCAGCUCUUACCUAAGAGGACAGCCAAGAGGCCGUUCCCCAAGCAGCGGACACUGCUUAGAGAUGUGUCCUAGCUCCCCCUCUCCAGCAUACUUUUCCUUCCUCUUUAAAACGUCACUGUUUAUGGGGUGCCUGGGUGGCGCAGUCGGUUAAGCGUCCGACUUCAG